CAAUUUUCUACUUUUGGUGGGAAACAAAUAUUUUAUUGCGCGUAUUUCAAGGCGUCGAAUGUUUAAAAUUAAUGUUUGUAAAAUAAUUAAUCUAAUAAACAUAUAAAAAAUAUAAAGUAUUUGCACAGUGUUCAUUACUAAGUAUAAAUGUGUUUAUAAUGAGUAAUGCUAAUAUAUUAGCAGAGCUUAAACCGUGUGGAUAUAUUUUGGCCACCAGACAGUACAAGUACUUUGCAUUAAAAUGUAUUCAUUGUGAUAAAAAAUAUGGGCAUUGGGAUGCGUUUUUGCAACAUUUAAAACAACAACAUAAUGAUAUCGAAGAUGAGGCACACUGGCUUUACGAAUGCACAGAAGAAACGCUGUCACCAGCACGAGAACAUAGUGAGGAAAACUCUUUAGAAUAUCUGGCCGAAACCCUAGUAGCCAAAGAAAAGGAAGAACCCAAUAGCGUUUUUAUAUUGGAUGAUAAAAGUGAUGCUAUUGACGUUGAAGAUAAUUUGCUAAAUAAAAAUGAAAUAGAGGCAAAUGUCUUCGCAGAGGAUACAGAAGAUGUUGUGCUCUCCAAUAGAGAAAGCAGCCCAACUCCAACAUGUUGCUCUUCAAAUGACACGCUAGAAGAUCCACACGAUCAAUUGAGUAAUAACAGUGUUACAGUCGAGGAACUCAAAAUUUUAAAGAUUUCAAUUAAUUUAAAAAUUGACUCUGAAGUCACGGCACUGCUCAUCACAAUAUAUAGAAAUUUUCCAACAUUAUGGCUUUUGGAUAAAAACUCAACCAAUACCAAUAAAGUAAAAUUUCGGGAAAUGUUGAAAUCACUUACAGCGCACAAUAUACAUAUAUCUAUGGAUGACUUAGAGGAAUCGCUCACACAAUUGCAUCUGCAAUAUUGUGAUAUAUCGAGCAGGUUAGAAGAAGGCAUAGAAAUCUCAGAUAUUGAAGAGAAAUAUUACGAAAUGUGUUCAUUUCUGAAACCGUAUAAUAAACCACAUUUCGUGGUAAAUGCAGAAGAAAGUGAUGAGUCUGAAAGCGUGCAUGAAGAAAAUGAUAAGUUUAUAGAUGAUAAUGAUUUCAACGAAGGCUCACCAAGUGGAUAUGGCACUUCAGAUGGCGAGGCAUUUCAAAGUAAAUUGAUUGAAACACAAACACUUGUCCGCUUUUCGACGCGUAAUAAAAUUACCUCAGAUUUUAUACAAUGCCUCCAUGAACAGCACUGCCUAUGGAACUCACAAGAUCCAGCCUAUAAUGAUCCAAAAGAGCGUUUACAAGCAAUUAAUAAGUUGAAAGAUUAUUUUUACGCUAACUACAGCAUACCGCUUACGGAGGCAAAAAUUACAACGGAAAUAAGACGUUUGUACAGCUUUUAUAAGAGAUGUGUGGUUACGCGUAACACCUUGAAUGUCAAUCGUAAAUAUUACUUUGAGCGUUGCGCAUUUCUCGCAGAUUCAGAAUUGGAUGAAAUGCUCGCAAAACGUAGUUACACGCAUCGUAAAAUCUCAUUUACAACAAUCGAUGAUUUUACGCUUGGCUUCAUUGACUUUUGCGCCAUGCAUCCGGUGCUGUGGAACAAAAACGAUCCCAACUACUCCGUUUUGAAUGUACGUCGCCAGGCGUACGACGAAAUUGCAAAGAAUUUACAACAAAUAUACAAUGUUGAAUUGAAUAAUGAAGAGAUAUAUUACGCGAUUUCACGCCUCAAGCAUCACUACUAUAUGUUGCAACGUAAGCAGCUACUAAACGGUACCCUAAACAAUCUGGAGCAGGAGUUCUUGGAGCGCUGUAACUUCUUACCAACAUCAAAUAACAAUUUGCAAUGUUUAAUUUGUGAACGCAUAUUGCGCAGUUAUACCACCUUACAAACACAUCUCUUGAAAGAGCAUAAUAUUGGUGAACUGCCACAUAAAUGUGAAUAUUGUGAACAACGUUUUGAACGCCGAGCUUUGAAAGUGGAGCAUGAAGUGCGUGCGCAUACCAAAAAAUACGAAUGGUUUUGCUCAUUUUGUGCCAAAGGCUUUGCGACGCGUCGAGACAUGGAAAUGCACAAAUUGGUGCAUACCGGUGAGCAUCGUAGUGUUUGUGAACAUUGCGGCAAGGGUUUUCGCCUUAAACAUCAAAUGACCGAGCAUGUGAAGAUCAUGCACGAACGUUUGAAACGCUUCAAGUGCACCAUGUGCCCGAAGGACUUCUUUCGUAAACGUCAACUGGACGAUCAUAUACGUUCACAUUUGAAUAUACGUGAUAAAAUUUGUGAUAUUUGCGGCAAAGGUUUCACCAAUAUACAUGGACUUUUACGCCACAAGCAAUUGCAUUCGGAUGUAAAGAAAUAUGAGUGUAAUAUGUGCGGCAAGCGUUUUCAUCGUAUAUCGGGUUUGAGUUCACAUAGAAAACUAAAGCAUCAUACUACUAAACAACAACAAGAGCAUUUUUCGAAUAUUAUAAUAAGCGACGAAGAAGAGGAUGAUGACGGCGAUGCUAACGUAAAUGAUUUUAUGAAAUUUUCAAUUUUAGAAAGUUCACUUUGAUACGCUUAAAAUAUGUCCACAAUAUUCUAUAUGUACCAAAUGUAAACAAACUGACGUUGAUUUACAUUACGUUUACAUAUAGAGCUAAUACCGACGACGCUAUAAGCUUUACUGACGUGAGCUGGAAACAACCCUUGCAUACAUUGGUUUGUAGACCGGACUUUUAGUGCGUUAUGUCAACACCAUUCCUCUACGUCGACACUUACAUAACUAUUUUUACCUGCGAUUUUGAAACUAGUUUAUAUAUCUAUAUAUAUAUUUAUAAGCAAAUAUCAUACAUACCAAACAACUGUACGGUUGACGGAACAUCCAUUUGAAAUUAGUUUAUAUUUAAUUUGAAUAUAGUCAAUUAUUAAACCGAUAAUAAUAUGUUAUAUAUGUAUAUUUCAACGUAGUAUUAGUAGUAAAUUGCUAUUAUUAUGAUUUUUUACAUUUUACAAUUGAAAUAUUUCUGGAAACACUUUUAUACCAUUUGAAAUUAUUUUUCGCAUUUCUGAUUACUAUUACUGUUCUCCAAUUGCGAAGUUGAUAUGAUUUUCAUGAAUAAACAAUGAACUUUUAUUAUAAUCCAAGCAUUGGUUCGAUCGCUUUGACAUAACCUAACCUAUUUUUUCAUUUUAUUACCGCGACUGCUCUAUACUUGAGACGUCUCGUUCCUCUUUAUUUGAGACGUUUGUGCUCGUUAGGAGUAAGUUAACACAAUACUAUAUUUGGGUGCAGUAAAAUUCUCUCACUCUUUAAUGGAAUAUAUUUUGGGCGAAAAGUAAGCUUUGAUAUUGAUCUCCAAGGUGAUUUGCUGAUCAAAUUCUAAUGUUUUAUUUAAGACACGAUUCCUAAGCAAUUAGAUCGUUCAACUUAAUAUCUGUGCAUGUUGUUGUUGUUGUAGGGUCGCAUAAUAUUUUCCAAAACCUUUUGGAGAGUUCUGCCGAGGUUAUGGUUAUGAUAUGAUCCAGUUCUGAAUUUUCCAGUUAGGUAGACAUCUUCCAAACGACAGUCGGCCGAAGAUUUUCAACUGGGCUGUGACUACUUUGAGAAUGUUUUAGAUCACUUCUGCAACAUUAACUCUUCUGUCUUGAAGAAUUGUUACAUGAUAUUUUUUAAGUAGUACCCUCUAGAAGCGAUUAAAGCCAUUGCGGUUACGUAACCGUAACAUACUCGGAAUUGUUAUCCGGUCAAUGACUAUCACCUCAAUAAGAUUUUUCCAAAUUAUUUGCUGUCACUAAAAUAAUAACAACAACAAUUAACGAAUGCAAUUUAUUGACAAUUUUUUUUGAAAAUACUACGUCUAUCAUCGUUUAGACAGUCUCAGACCCGAAAGGUUUUGAAAUUAAUUAAAAUUCGGUUGAUAAUAUAGUAUGUUCAUAAAUUGAAUUUAAAUUUUUUGAGAUUUUUUCCGGAACAAUUCUGGAUAUCAUGAUUUAACGUUUUUUAUUGUAAAAUCACAUUUUUCUAAAGUUCAACAGCUAAUUUCUCUUAUUGGAGUAAACCAGUCGUCUAUACCAGAAUUAUAAGUAAAUUCUGAUUUCCAUAUUCCUCGAAAUUGUCUAACCAAGCUAAAAGUCAUACCGCCUAAAGGUAGGCUAUGGUUAUGGAUCAUCAAUUUUAAUUUUUCUUUCAGUAAUUCUCUGAAGUGUUCCAUCUAUCUGAAUUUAUUCUGCAUUUUUAAAGAAAACUAAAACAUUUUGGAUUUUAAUAGUUUUUAUUUAAUAAAUUUCACCUUAAACUCUUGUACAUACAACACUGCAAAAAAAUUUCCGCCGCUUAUGACAAUAAAUUAUGCGAGCUAAUCGAUAACUUUGAAUAAUAUUUAAUUUGAAAUAGUACAAAUUGUUGUUGCUUUGUACUAUCAUACAAAGCGGUUGAAUAAUAGAAGUAACAGUAUUUUUUUAUAAUAAAUUAAUAUGAAACAGCUACAAGGAUUUGGAUUUUUAUUAAAUUUUUUUAUUUAUUUAUUUUUAUUAUAUUUUUUUUAUUUUUUAAUAUGUAUUUGUUCAUUGUGUAGUAUGAUGCACUGAGAAUAAAUUUUAAUUAAUUACAAACUAAAAUUAUAAAUCCGUAUAUGUAUGUAUGUAUAUAAAUAUAUAGUUUUAUAUAUGUAUAUAUAAUUAAUUAUUUACAAAAACAUAAUGAUUAUCAAGUAAUUAUAUAAUUAAAAUUAUUGAAAGUAUAACUAAAUAAUAUAAUUACCAAUUCAAAAUACUAAUACAUUAUGGUUGAGGGAGAGAGGGGAGAAGAGAUAAUUACAGUUUUUACAUGUUUGUAUAUGUAUGAAAUAAAUAAUAAUAAAAAAGAAGAAAUUAAAAAAAAUAAAAUAAUAAUGCAUUAAUUUUAUAAUCACAAUAAAUGAAGUCAUAUACUUGGUACAUAAUAUUAAGAAAUAUAUAUGUAUGUCUGUAUGUAUGUAUAAUAUUUGUUGCGCUUAAAGCAAUAAGGAAAUCAACACUAAUGAAAGCGUUUUAUUGCAACUAACUUAGUAACUAAAAGCUCUUACACUGCGCUUCUACAUUUGUGUGUGGCUGUGUAUGUAUGUGUGUGUGGUGUCGAUUCUUUUCCGGUUAAAUUCCUGGUUUAAAAAGUAAAAACUACACUUUUUUCCAAUAAACGCGACAACAAGCCAACAAAUAUGCAUAAUUUUGUGUACAUUCCUAAUAAUGUGUGACUUUGUGUUUGCACAUAACU
This is a messenger RNA of Zeugodacus cucurbitae (melon fly), 5198 nucleotides long. RefSeq lists its product as uncharacterized. Lineage: Eukaryota; Metazoa; Arthropoda; Insecta; Diptera; Tephritidae. The record is from RefSeq and is a predicted model, not a curated record. The transcript is spliced from 6 exons. Gene Ontology annotation, cellular component: nucleus. The coding region runs from base 159 to 2519 and encodes 786 amino acids.